CAAUUUUAAUCUUUAUAUUUUAUACUACUAUAAUCUUUACUAGCAUAAAGAUUGUGGUAGACUCCGGCGUUGUUCGUGUGUCAAAGUUGGAGACCGGACGCUUGAACGGUUACGUUUGCACUUUCAACGCUCUUCCUACGACUUCUUCGUUUUUACCGCUUACGGAGAAAGCCCACCAUUUUGACACCCUCACCCUCCACGAUCCAAAUUGGUACAUGGACACUGGUGCCACCCACCAUAUCGCCUCGGACCCAGUUUGGCGGCCAGCUAUGGUGGUAAGAUUCAAAUAAGGCGAAUGAGGGCUUAUUUAGUUCUACGUUUACCAUGAGAAGGAUGCCAAACGCAUUCUCGAUGAAGGACCUUGGUCAUUUGAGAACAAUAUGCUUCUGUGUCGCCUUGUUGAGCCUGGAGAAACGGUCACAGCUGCAGAUUUACAGUGGCUAGAGCUCUGGGUUCAAGUGCAUGACCUUCCUCCAGGGUAUACCUCCCCAGCAGUUCUUGAGGAAGUGGGUAAGUUUUUGGGUCAAUUUUGUAAGAUUGAUGUAGCCAAUACUUUUAAAGCUUUCCAAGGAUUCUUUCGGGUGCGUGUGGCCAUUGAUGUUUGUAAACCGUUGAAACAAAAGAUGAAGCUAACGAAGAGGGAUGGCUCUGUAGUGUGGGUUCUCUUCAAAUAUGAGAGGAUUACUGUUUUCUGUUACUACAGUUGCAUCCUUGGGCAUUUGGCGAAGCACUGUCGUGCAGCACUUCUUUCCUCUUUGGCCCUAGAGAGCUACCCUUAUGAUGAGUCACUCAAGGCAGAGGGAAAGAAGGCUCUCUUAUCGAUUGGAGAGUAAUGGAUCAAGCGUGUAGACCCUGUUAACGUGGGGCAGUUGGCAAAACUAUAGUCGGUUGGUGAAAGCUCUGGGACUGAAGAUGACAUAUCCCUUGGGUUGGCAACUAAACGUAAAAGGGGGAACGAGGUGGGAUUUAAUGUUGUUUCCAAUGAAACCUUGAUGGAUGAUAGUUAAAAAAACUUGUUUGGGGCG
This is a messenger RNA of Cuscuta campestris, 1025 nucleotides long. NCBI's taxonomy places the organism in Eukaryota, Viridiplantae, Streptophyta, Magnoliopsida, Solanales, Convolvulaceae. The record is from the annotation of a GenBank genome assembly.